ACAAUGCAAGCGAUCACUCUCCCAUGUCCAACCUUCUCAUAUUUCCACCUUCACCAAUUCCCUAAACAACUCUCUCCGUUUCUUUUCUUUUUCUUUUUCUUUUCCUUCAUUUGUUGUUGUUAUUAUUAUUAUUAUUUGAAAGUGAAGCCAUGUUGGGAUUAUUCAGCAGUUCCAUCAUGUCCCCGCCGGACGAGUUAGUCGCUGCUGGAAGCCGUACGCCCUCGCCGAAAACCACAUCCGCCACUCUACUCAACCGCUUCGUCCAAACCAACCCUUCCGCCGUGUCGCUGCAGCUCGGUGACCACGUCCAGCUUGCUUACACUCACGAAACUGAAUCCGCCUUAUGCCCCAGAUCUUUCGCGGUGAAGGACGACAUUUUCUGUUUAUUCGAGGGAGUUUUGGACAAUUUAGGAAGCUUAAGGCAACAAUACGGCUUAGCCAAAUCAGCGAAUGAGGUGAUUCUCAUGAUUGAAGCUUACAAGGCUCUCCGUGACCGGGCACCCUACCCGCCCAGCCACGUCGUUGGUCAUCUCAGCGGCAGUUUCGCCUUCAUCGUCUUUGACAAGUCCACCUCCACUCUCUUCGUCGCUUCUGAUCAAAACGGGAAAGUUCCUUUGUAUUGGGGAAUCACUGCCGAUGGUUACGUGGCCUUUUCCGAUAACGCCGAUCUGCUCAAAGGCGCUUGUGGGAAAUCGCUUGCUUCUUUCCCUCAAGGGUGUUUCUUAUCUACAGCAGUUGGUGAACUGAGAUGCUAUCAGAAUCCCAAGAACAAGAUCACUGCUGUUCCUGCUAAUGAGGAAGAGAUAUGGGGUGCAACAUUCAAAGUGGAGGGGCCUGCAGCUUUGGCGGCCACACGGUGAAGAGAUUUUCUCAUAGCAAAGGAGAUUUUCAUAUAUUUGUGUUUUAUUUGUGGUUGAGAAUGCAGAUCAGAAGAGAGAGAGAGGGGGGUACCUAACAGACACAGAUGUGUUUAUGUCUGAAUUGGGUGUGUUUUUUUCUGUGUUCUUUUUGCUUGUAAUCUGAUGUAAAUCCCUUUUGCUUUUGGUUUAAUAAAGUCGGUGACUUUGUAGAAUUAUAAAUGGAAACUUGAAUUUCCCACCACUUA
Molecule: messenger RNA, 1105 nt
Organism: Cucumis sativus (cucumber)
Lineage: Eukaryota; Viridiplantae; Streptophyta; Magnoliopsida; Cucurbitales; Cucurbitaceae
Product: stem-specific protein TSJT1
Exons: 5
Coding region: 150-860 (236 amino acids)
Source: RefSeq, a predicted model, not a curated record